Messenger RNA from Helobdella robusta, 1575 nucleotides. RefSeq lists its product as hypothetical. The transcript is spliced from 6 exons. Bases 1 to 1575 code for a protein of 524 amino acids. The record is from RefSeq and is a predicted model, not a curated record. NCBI's taxonomy places the organism in Eukaryota, Metazoa, Annelida, Clitellata, Rhynchobdellida, Glossiphoniidae.
AUGAAACUCGAACUGCCGGCUAAAGCUAAAAACUACUUGACAAUCUUAUGGGCAGUCCUUCAGGCAUUCUUAGCCUUAAGCCUGAUCGCCUUAGUACUCUUCCACACCCAAACUACAAAAAACCAUCAAAAACAACAACUACAACGAAACAGCUCACGCAACGCCACGAACAGCAACAACAACAACGAUAACCUCGACGAUGACGUCACGGUCGACUCAAAUGACGCUUACUACGACGAUGACGAUUACGGAGGAAUGGUGAACGAUGAGGUGAUGAGGAGGAGGAAGAGAAGGAGGAAGAGAACGAUGGAAGUGAGGAAAAACUUAUUCCAGAGAAAUGACGUCAUUCACGAUGUGCUUGAAAGUAAUGAGCGGAAAUUGUCGAAAGAUGUAGACGGGGUUUCAGAGGAUGACGUCACGCUGCGCGCCGCCCUCGAAUACGACCGGAACUACGGUAGUAAAAAGCCUGCGCUAAAUAAAACAAUUUUAAAAAAUAGGAACAAUAAUAAUAAUAACCAUAACCGUCAUCGUCAUCUUAUUAAUCAUUUGCAUAGCAGCGAUUUUUAUGAUCCUGGCGGAAAAAUCGACAGACAGAAGCGGGACUUGGUUGCUAGUAUUAAUAAUAAUAAUAAUAAUAAUAAUAAUAAUAAUAACAAUAAUAACAAUAAUAAUAAGGAUGAGGAUAGAUAUCGGAAGAAUAUUGAUAACGAUAAUGACUGUGAAACUACUUAUAGCAUAGAAACGAAUGUUGAUGGAGUGAGAAGAGACAACAACAAUUACAACAACAAAUACAACAUUAAAACGGUAAGCAACAAUUACUACUACGACUAUUACAACAACAACAACAACAUCAACAAAAACAGCAAUUACAACAACAUCAACAUCAACAACAACAACAUUAAUACAGACAACAACAACAUUUAUAAAAACGACAACUACAACAAUAAUAACAACAAAAUCAACAACAACAUCAGCAACAACAUUAACAACAACAUCAACAACAUCAACGACAACAUUAACAACAACAUCAACAACAACAACAUCAACAACAUGGACAGCCCACAGCCUUUGCCUCAAUUGUCUACCACAACUACACAACCAUUUUUAUUCCAACCACAAUCACCACCACCAUCACCAUCUUUACCUCCUGAAGUCACAGCGUUUUCCCCAUUCCCUACUUCACCAACAUUUCACUCCACCAUGUUUUCCCCAAUAACAACAACAACCAUCUCCCAAAUUUUUUUUACAAAAAAUUCACCGCAAAAUUCUGAGGUUUCAAAAGCACCUCAAAGCGUCACAUUGAAGCCACUGAAUCGAAAAAGAAGAAAACGUCAAAUUACAGAGGAGACCAAAGAAAAAAGAACUUCCAAGUUCGAUCCAAAACAAUUUCCUUGGCCGAAGGAAAGAUUCACUGGAGACAAGAUGAGAGAAAGAAAAGCGAGAUUGAAAGCCAAUGAGCCAAAGGAAAGAACACUGAUGGAGAAGGCAGAAGCUCACGGCCACGAUGUUGAAGAUAUGACGAAAGAAAAAUCUCCAACUGAGGUACUCGAGGGGUUGUCCCAGCUUCCUGGUUAG